This is a messenger RNA of Coffea eugenioides, 2919 nucleotides long. RefSeq lists its product as uncharacterized. The transcript has 2 exons. Lineage: Eukaryota; Viridiplantae; Streptophyta; Magnoliopsida; Gentianales; Rubiaceae. Bases 88 to 1476 code for a protein of 462 amino acids. Gene Ontology annotation, cellular component: nucleus. The record is from RefSeq and is a predicted model, not a curated record.
CCCUUUCCCCCCCAAAAAAAAGAAAGGAGAUCCUUUUUACUCUCCCUGUUCUGAAAUUAGGGCUUUGCUCCCCUUUUGCUUCUGGUCAUGGACUCUUUGCUAGCGAGCUACGCCUCUUCCGAUGAAGAACAAGAAGAUAAACCACAGCUCUCAAAUCCCAAAUCCGCUGGAUUCCUCUCCUCGCUGCCGCCCCCAAAAUCUUCAUCAUCUUCUUCUUCGUCAUCCAUCUCCUUUCCACUUCCCCCACCCCAAUCUCACCCCCCAAAGCCCCCUGUCUCGUCGUCUUCCUCAACCCUGAAUCCACAUAAAUCUAAUGUACUUCAAGAAGAGGAGGAUGGGCAGCAAUUGCUAAUAACUCCGGAAAGUUCGGGACUUUUGGCAUCGCUUCCAAAACCAUCGUCAUCUUUGUUCGCUUCGCUUCCUCAACCCAAAUCAUCUUCCACGUCAUCUCUUUUCUCUUCUCUUCCGCAGCCCACCAAAACCCUCAAUCCUGAUGCCCGAGCUCCGCCUCCUGCACAAUCUGCUGGAAAGAGGGUGGUUCAAUUUAAACCGCCUCCCGUAUAUUCAUCCACUAAUGUCGGCAAUGAAGAUGAUGAUGAAGACGAUGAUGACGACGAGGAGCAGGAGCAAAAGAAACAACCGGUAGUCCAGACUGCUUCAGUCAAGUCUUUUCUAUCGAGUAUCCCCGCGCCCAGAAACUCUGCCACUUUGGGUGCUCUUCCUUCGGCUUCAGGGUCGGGUAGGAGGUCAACCAUUGACGCUGACGUGCCGGGCUUGAAGGACUCAAAAGUGGUGAAUGCUGCUAGUGGGAGUGAAGCUGGUGUUAGUACUAGCAGUAUAGGCUAUUAUGAGGGCCAAUCAAGUAACGAUCAGAUGUCGAUGAGCUCAGGUGGAGAUCUUAGUAACUCGUCAGGAUAUGCAAAUGGAGGCGGUGAUUAUUCGAGUUGGGGUCACGGGAGUGAGAAUUAUGCCAAUCAUGCUGGUUAUGGUGCCUACGAAAAUAAUGGUGGUAGUGGUGUUGCAGGUGAUUAUCAGAACUGGGAUGGAGGAAAUGGGGAUUCCGUGAAUUACAGUGGUGAUUAUGGCAGUUAUGCGAAUUAUGGGCAGUACGAGAAUAACUGGGCUGACGUUCCUACUGCAGCUGUUGGGCCAGAGGUGUCUGGAUUUGCUGAGAAUGCAUUGAGAGUGUCUGGUAAGAGAGGCAGGAAUAAUGCACCCGAGGAAAUAGUUGAGGUGAAACAGGAUGAGUUGAUGAAGAAUCGGCCUAGGGAGGACCAGGUCAAAUUAACUGGAAUUGCUUUUGGGCCAGCUUACCAGCCUACUUCAACCAAAGGAAAGCCUUCAAAGCUGCACAAGAGGAAGCAUCAGAUUGGGUCCUUGUUCUUCGAUAUGAAGCAGAAAGAGAUGGAACUUUCAGAGCGACGUGCCAGAGGCUUCCUCACCAAAGCUCAAACACAGGGAAAGUAUGGGUGGUGAGGAAGAAGUGAUUUGCUGUGUUCAGUGCACCUGAGCAAGUAUUGCUAACCAAGAAAACUUUUCCUUUUCAUUCUUCCUCUCUUCUUAUACAACCCGCUUAAAUACAUACGUAAAAUAAGGGGGAUUUGCGGGCAUUUUUGUAUCUGGUUUUCUGCUUUAUUUGCAGUCAUAGCGCUUGUUUGAGCAAUGACAUUUCUGCAUUGUGUAAUCUUUUGCAAAUCCUCCUCUGGUUAGCAUAUAAAUUCAUUCAUGUUUCUUGUUUUCUUUGAGGGAUUGGGGGGUGUUGCGACUUGUAUAUUUACCUUAAAGUUUUUUCCUUCAAUAGUAUUUUCUUGUUUGUUGGCAAUUGAUUCUUGUAUUUUCUUGGAGCAGUACUCUUUUCAAACCCAAAUUUACUAAAUAUCAUGCAACAACUAAUAUUAUACUCUGGCAUGAUUUUUUGAUAUUCUUGUCAUACUUUGGGCUUUCUGUUUUGGCCUGAGUGUAAAUCUUUUGAAGGCUGAAAGGCAUCUUAUAUGGGCGACUUGAAGUGAUGGAUAGAAAUUGUCUUCUUGUGGUGUAGUAGAUUGCCUUGUGACUACUCUCUAGUAUGUCUCUGCAGAUUAGAAAGGUGAAUUGGUGAGUUUGUUAGCCCAUUGGUGGGUUUAACUGAAUUGGUAGAACUGGCAGGGAGAUAUCAGAAACAGCAAAUUAAGUCUUAUUUCAUUGUCACUUUUUCUCCUUUGGUAUACGUUCCCUUGCAGGAUCUGUUAUUGUUAUGGAUGUGGGGGAACCUAUGUAUAAUCCUCCAAGUGAUUGGUUGCAGGUAAGGAAAGAAAGUGAAAAUUACUAGGUAAACAUUUCAGAGUAAAUUCAUUCUUCACUAUUGAUGUAUUUGUGUUCGUAUCAUUUGCCACACCUAGCCAAUGCAGCCUUGACGACCAAGAAGAGUGCAACCACAAGACUGAGCUGCCUAGACGUUGAUGGAUUAUGGUUUUCAAAGUUGGUACCUCUUCUCAACGUCUAGUGGACAAGACAAUGAAGGUGGAUGCUAAUAUAUACCGAGAGAUUCAAGGAUGGAAGCCAACUAUUGAGUAGACGGUUAUGGGCUUCAGGCUUUGGGAGCUAGUUAAUUUCUAUCAUUCAUGUCAUCCAGAUUAAGCUGGUGAAACACUCAUGCACAAAUUCUUGCACCUAUGUCAACAGCAGAACGCACAGUAAAGUUGAUGCUGAUGCCAUCACCAAUAGCAGCUCCUGAUAUGUCUGUCCGUUUGUUUUUUUGUUCAGAAAUAAGAGCUCUGGAUUAAGAAGAUGUGUACCUUGUUUAGUACUUACUGAGUUAAGUGUCUGUUGCUCCUUUUUUUUUUUGGUAAUAUUGAAAUAAAUGCCGUUCGUCAAACUGUAAAAUCACACGGCGUAGCGUGAAUUUACUGUUUAGCUUCAUGGAACCUAUGAAGAAUUCAA